GGGAAAGGGAGGGGUGUGUGUGUGUGCGUGUGUGCGUGUGUGCGCGACUGCGCAUGUGUGUGUCCAUGCGUGUGCGCGAGCAAUCGAGGGAGGGAGUGCCAACCGCAGGACACUGCAGCAGCCAGCACUUUGAGAGAGAAUCGGCCCUUAGCUCUGUGAAAGGGGCCCCCGUGAAAGAAAAAACAUGGACACAUGGAGACGCUGAGGGCCCCCAGUCCCCCCUGACAGAAACACUGGCAGAACGAACACACACUCACCCUGAGGGACCCUGAAGGCCGGCGUCGUGAACACCAUGGUGGCCGAGGAGGUUAUCAUCGCCCUGUCCGGAGGAGCGCCAUGGGGCUUUCGACUGCAGGGAGGCAUGGAGCACCAGAAGCCCCUUCAGGUGGCCAAGGUGCGGAAGCGGAGCAAGGCGUGCCGAGCGGGUCUCCGGGAGGGGGACGAGCUGGUGUCGAUCAACGAGAGCACGUGCGGUGGCCUCUCCCACGCCCAGGCGAUGGCCAUCGUCGACGGCUCCCCCGGCACUUUACACAUACGAGUCAAGAGGACUCCGGCAGGUUUCCAGUCAGUGGUCCUGCUGCCCCGCGCCCCGUCGCCCCGCAUCGAUAAAGAGUACCGCGCCACCCUGCGAGCCAUGUCACCCCCUGGCGCCAGCCGAUCCCAGCAGGCGUCCGUGCGGCAGGUCCACCGGGGCGCCUUCUUGUCCCCCACCGGUACCACCGGCACGAGCCGCAGCGGCCUGACCUCCCCGCCGGGCAGCGAGGCCUACUACGGCGAGACGGACAGCGAUGCCGACGUGGUGGCCCAGGAGCGGCAAAGGCGCCAGAAGCGCAGCAGCCCCAGGAUCAGCUGCCCGGGCAAGGCCGGCCGCGCGUCCCCCGAGGGAGGCGAGACCUCCGAGAUGAGCGGCUACGACAGCGCCCCGGACCCGUCCUUCUGCGGGCUGGAGAUGCUGCCGGGUGUGGCUCGCCGGGAGGUCAUCUUCCAGCCGCCUCCGCCCUGCACCUGGUCCUCGCAGACCUCCACGGAGACGUCGUCCAUGAGCGCGGACGACCAGAGCCCCAGAGAGGACAGCGGCUUCCAGGAACUGUCCGCCGUGCCCCUGGUAUCCCCGGAGAGGGCCAAGGGGGCCAUGAUGCUGAGCUCCCACAGGCAGCUGGUGCCCAUGGUUGGGCCUGUGGACAUGCCCCGAGAUGAAGAACUCACCGUCACCUACAUGGACAAGGCCAAGCAAGCCAAGCUGAACCGUGGGGAUAACGUCCAGGACAAGCAGGUGAAGGAGGCACGUGUUAAGUGCCGCACCAUCGCCUCGUUGCUCACAGACGCCCCGAACCCCCACUCCAGAGGUGUGCUGAUGUUCAAGAAGCGCCGGCAGCGUUCCAAGAAGUACACCCUCACCAGCUUCGGGAGCGUGGAUGAGGACUUGCGCCAGGACUCGCAGGAAGAAGAAGACGGCAUGUUCCCGGGCAGCGAGUCUGAGUUUGAUGAGGACGGUUUCUCCGCUGCGCCGGAUCCUACCUGGGACAGUGACUACCUGGACAUGUUGGAGAAGCGCUCGGCGGGCGUGGCGGCCCAUGCGGAGGACGCCCAGAGCGCGGGGCUCACCGGCACCUCCGGCAAAGGGGCUCAGCUGUUUGAGCAACAGCGGAAGAGAGGGGAAGAACACGCUAAGAAAGCAGCUAUUGCACAGGCCCAGACACAGGUACAAGCACAGCCUUCACCACAGCUACAAGCACAGCCUUCACCACAGCUACAAGCACAGCCUUCACCACAGCUACAAGGACAGCCUUCACCACAGCUACAAGGACAGAUGCAGAUGCAGAUGCAAAGCCUGAUGCAACCGGAGCUGCAGACCCAAACCGUGCACAGUCUGACUCAGCCAGCUCACCAACCACAACCACAGAUAUCCCACAUGCAGGUCCAGCCUUCCCCCCAGCCCCCGCCAGUGGCUCCCAAACCCCAACAGUACCCAAGAGAGGCCCCCCCACCCCAACAGUACCCAAGAGAGGCCCCCCCACCCCAACAGUACCCAAGAGAGGCCGCCCCACUGCCACAGAAGCCCCCUACUCUGCCUCCUGCUCCCGUCGUGGAUGCUCAGUCCCUUCCGAUGAUGACUAACGGACUAACGGCCCCACAGGGCUAUGUCAUGUCGUUAGCCCCAGAGGUGGCUGUAGCCCCAGCUGUAACUCUCCCUGCAGGGCCUGCAGUGUCCACUCUAACCGCUCCAACUCCCACUCCACUUCCAGAGAUUCCCUCAAGCUCAGUUCUGAACCGGACGGCUCGGCCAUUCGCUCCAGGUUUCAUCAGCAACCGCGCUGCCACCGCCCCGGUCGUCUUCCGCCCCGCUGUGGCUAAGAGGGCCCCCCGGCCCGUCUCCGUGGCUGUGGUACAGCAUCCCUUCUCUGCAGGUGAUGAAAGGAAUAUAAGUGCAAUCUCUUUCUCAACCUCUAUGUCUGCUCCUUUUCUCGCCCCGGCUCCCUCGGUUGUUGCCCCUGCACCAGCCCCUGUUCCAGCUGUGGUUCCCAGUGCUGCCAGUGUGCCACUAGGACCCAUGAAUCCUCCAGUCUAUGUCGUUCCUGCUGUACCUAUCCCCGCCCCUGUACCUACAUUUGCCCCUGCCCCUGUACCUAUGUCUGCCCCUGCCCCUAUGUCUGCCCCUGUACCUAUCUUGGCUCCUGCACCCAUACCAGCUUCCCCUCAGCUGGCCAGGACCUCCUCAUCAAUGGAGAACAUUCAGGUCCCUGCUCCGCCGGUCCCGAUGGAACCAUUAGCACCAGUGGCGGCAGUAACUAUGGCAACGCACGUAGCGCCUCCGGCCCCUGCUCCCGUUCCGGUUCCCGCUCCAGCACCUGCACCAGUUGCUGCUGCUGCCACUAGCUUUGACCUCCCAGUCCCCACACCGACUGCAGCGAUGCACCAGUCCAGACUGAGGGCCACUACGGCCGGGGGACGCAGCGGCUUCCUGGAGGAGGCCCGUCGGCGUAGCGCCGGCCGACGCAUGUUCCACAAGCCAGAGGACAAGAAGAACUCGCCCAACCCGACGCUACUCUCCAUGGUGCAGAACCUGGACGACCGACCCAGGCACAGAUACUCCGAUCCCGUGUCGUACGACUAUGAUUACGGGGAAGAAGACACAGACGAGGCCCGGGGGAAAGUCCCUCCGCCGGUGGCCCCGAAGCCACGCAUCAUCCCCGAAGUCACCCACAUCCCCCAAGCAGAGGGACGGGGGGCUGAGCUCUUCGCCCGCAGGCAGAGCCGGAUGGACCAGUACGUGGUGGACUCGCCAGUCUCGCCCACCUACCCACCGCAGCAGGCUCCCCAGCUGUACGGGUCGAACGCACGAGACCAGUCACCUACUCAGUCUCUUCCUCCACAGUGGAAAUAUUCUCCCAACGUCCGCGCUCCUCCGCCCAUUGGCUACAACCCCUUACACGGGCCCAUGUUUCCCCAUGGGGCCUCAGCGUGACAACGCCAGGAUGCCCCCGGAUGCCCUGAGGGGGGCCCGGGGGGGUUACGGAGCUCAGAAGGAAGGAAUCCAAGCCCUGGACUUCCUGAGGAGACAGCCAUACCAGCUCAACUCGGCCAUGUUCGGAGGAAGCUCCGCCCCCAUGCAGCAGGCCACCAACCAGUACCAG
This is a messenger RNA of Clupea harengus (Atlantic herring), 3635 nucleotides long. RefSeq names its product synaptopodin 2-like a (gene synpo2la). Gene Ontology annotation, biological process: positive regulation of actin filament bundle assembly. Gene Ontology annotation, molecular function: actin binding. The record is from RefSeq and is a predicted model, not a curated record. Gene Ontology annotation, cellular component: actin cytoskeleton; nucleus; Z disc. Lineage: Eukaryota; Metazoa; Chordata; Actinopteri; Clupeiformes; Clupeidae.